AUGCCUUUUGGACUUAAAAAUGCGGGGGCAAGAUACCAGCGCGCCAUGAACCUCAUCUUUCAUGACAUCUUGGGGAAGCUGAUUGAAGUCUAUAUCGAUGACGUGGUAGUUAAAACCAAGACGCGCGCAACCCAUGUUAAAGACCUACAACAGGUGUUUACACUGAUGCGCCUGCACAAUCUGAAAAUGAACCCCACAAAAUGUGUAUUCUUCGUGGAGACCAGCGACUUCCUAGGUUUUCUCGUCCAUCUAAGGGGCAUCGAAAUCCCAAAGGACAAGGCGCAGGCGGUAAUCACCGCCUCACCCCCCACCACCAAGAAGGAGCUUCAACAGUUGCUUGGGCGAAUCAACUUUCUCCGCCGUUUCAUAUCCAACGCGGCAGAGAAGACUUUCUCGCUCAUCACCACCCAACCUUCAGAGCUCACGGCGUUUCGCGAGUUGGAAUUCGCUGUUGUAGCACUCACUCCGUGGACCCUUUACUUUGAUGGAUCACGGACUGAUACCGCAGCUGGAGCCGGGAUAGCCAUAGAAAAUCCAGUCGGAGAUCGCUUCUCCUACUCGUUCCAGCUCGAUUUCAAAUGCACCAACAACCAGACCGAAUACGAGGCACUCAUCAUCAGACUGGAAAUUUUGUUGGACUUAGGAGUCUGCGAAGUUCAAGUCUUUGGCGAUUCCCUGCUGGUCGUCAACCAGCUAGUAGAGAAAUUCAAGUGCUUAAGCUCGUCCCUUGAACCAUACCUGCGCAAGGCAUUCGAAGUGUUGGAUCAAUUCGACAACGUCUACAUCGAACACAUACCACGCGAGUUCAACUUCGCCGCCAACGAGCUCGCCCAAGUGGCGUCCGGCCUCAGCCUGCGUGAUGGAGUGCGCCAACGUUUGCUCAAAGUCGAGCGCCGUACCCUUCCCUCUUUCAUCGCUAGGAGGCAAUUUCAGGCCGACACCCCCGAGGUCGCGGCCUUAGACCCUAUUGAUGAGGAUUGGCGGCUACCAUUUAUCGCCUACCUCCAGAAUCCCAAUGACGCCACUCACUCUAGGCAGAUACAUUUCCUCGCCUUAAACUUUGUUUUACGUAAUGGCGAACUCCAUCAGCUUGGGGAGGACGGAAACGACUUCCGCUGCGUGUAUGGGAAUGAAGCUAAGCGUCUCAUGCGCGAAGUACAUUGUGGGGUUUGCGUUUCGCACCAGGCAGGGCCAAAAAUACAUUGGUUAAUUCACCGCCAUAGGUACUACUGGCCGACCAUUUUAAAAGACUGCAUUGCCUUUGCAAAAGGUUGUCAAGACUGCCAGGCUCACGGACCAGUGCAACACAUCCCCAACAUUCCGUUGCAGCCUAUCAUUAAACCUUGGCCGGGUCGUGGAUGGGCGAUAGAUUUCGUUGGCAUUAUUCAUCCACAUUCUUCUGAGCAGCAUAAGUUCAUUAUCGUCGCCACCGACUUCUUUACCAAAUGGGUCGAGGCCGAACCACUCAAGGUUGCCUCCGCCAACUCGGUCCGCAACUUCAUUUUCCGCAAUAUCAUUUCCCGCUUUGGUAUUUCGGAGUGCAUCGUUACGGAUAGGAGGGCAGCUUUCAUGGCUGAUUUAGUCGUUAAAUACUUAAACGACUAUGGCAUCAAGCUCCUCCACUCUACGCCAUAUUAUACACAGUCCAAUGGCCAGGCCGAGGCCAGUAAUAAGAUCAUACUUGGCAUUCUCCGAAAGAUGCUGGAGUUGAACCCGCGUGUCUGGCAUGAGGAACUUUACCACACCUUGUGGGCUUACCGCACUUCAAAGCACAGCCCGACGGACACUACCCCGUAUGCUCUUAUGUAUGGUCAUGAAGCUGUCCUUCCCCUUGAGAUCAAUAUAGCUUCGCUCCGCGUUCAGGAACAGCACCAACUACUUGGCGAAGAUUACGUCCAAGCUAUGUGGCAGGAGCUUGAAGAUCUUAACGAACACCGCGUCACCGCUUUCAACAAUCUCAUCUUUAGAAACAGCACAUCACGCGGUCGUACGAUAAAGUCACGCGAGGACGGAGCUAUGCUGAGGGCCAAAAAGUGUGGCGCGCGGUACUCCCACUUGGGGAAAAAACCGAAAGUCGGGGCAAGUGGUCCGCUCGAUGGGAAGGACCCUUCAUUAUUCAUCGUAUACUCCCCAAAAGGGCAUACCACCUGCGCGACCUGA
This is a messenger RNA of Fragaria vesca subsp. vesca, 2160 nucleotides long. RefSeq lists its product as uncharacterized. Gene Ontology annotation, molecular function: RNA-DNA hybrid ribonuclease activity; nucleic acid binding. The record is from RefSeq and is a predicted model, not a curated record. The transcript has 2 exons. Gene Ontology annotation, biological process: DNA integration. Bases 1 to 2160 code for a protein of 719 amino acids. NCBI's taxonomy places the organism in Eukaryota, Viridiplantae, Streptophyta, Magnoliopsida, Rosales, Rosaceae.